This is a messenger RNA of Anopheles moucheti, 2357 nucleotides long. RefSeq names its product G-protein coupled receptor 143-like. Gene Ontology annotation, biological process: G protein-coupled receptor signaling pathway; melanosome organization; regulation of calcium-mediated signaling. The record is from RefSeq and is a predicted model, not a curated record. Gene Ontology annotation, cellular component: melanosome membrane; plasma membrane. Gene Ontology annotation, molecular function: L-DOPA binding; dopamine binding; L-tyrosine binding. The coding region runs from base 587 to 1756 and encodes 389 amino acids. NCBI's taxonomy places the organism in Eukaryota, Metazoa, Arthropoda, Insecta, Diptera, Culicidae. The transcript has 5 exons.
UGAUACAAGGCACGUGAAGUAAUGUUGGCAGAAUUGUUGGAACUGUUCCGAUCUUUAGUGUGCUAGGUGUACUACUUCCCGAGUCGCGUGUGAUCUUCCGCUCGAUGUCAAUGUCCACUGCCUCAUUCAAGCGGGAUUAACUCUUCACAGCCGGUACGGUCCCCGUUCUACAAACUUUUGUAAUCACUAUUGGAACUCGUGCAUUUCAUGAUAGCUGACCGCGGCUGGUCAUAACAGUGGAGUCCACUCUCUGCGGGAGAUUGAUAAAGCGAAUCGGCAGUUGGUGCUCUAAGCUGGACGGGGAAAAAGGCAUCAGUUUUUGUUCAUUAGACGACUGAACCAUCGAAAGUUCCGAUCAGUUUUUUGUUGCCUCCCAUGUGUAGCCCCGGUGGGACUAAUAGCGGGAAAAAGUGAUAACCGGUGCUGAGACUCCAAUCAACUAUCAGUGAGCACACGAAAUGUCCACUGCAGCAAUAAGCACCGGCGACAGCACCGAAUCCACCAGUGUAGGUUGAGCGAAUCGGGUUCAGUUGUCACCGGCCAUCCGGCGGGCGUGGAUCGGUUCCGCACAGCACGAACGGACAGUAUGGCGGACCCAACGAUACAGACGUUCUGCUGCCACAACCGGAUACGAUCUCCACCGGCGAUCAAGCUGAUGUCGGAGUUCGAUACGGACGGUUAUAUCGUGGUGUGCUUAGUGUCAUCCGUGUUCGGUAUAGCCGGCGCCAUCUAUCAGAUCUGGAUCCGACACGAGGAUGGACCCACGCAUCACGCUGUCCGACGACGGCGCGGCGGUGAGCUUACCUUAUCAAACCAGAACCUAGGCCGACAGAUCAUUGUUUGGCUGGCGGUCGCAGAUCUGUGCGCUUCGUUGGGGGUAUUUCUUCGAUCCGCGCUGUGGAAGUACAUCAAGGAUGUGCUACCACCGGACAGCGACGUGGACGAUACGACGAACGUCAUUUUCUGUGCCGUUUCGUCCGCCUGGAUACAGUACUUCUACAUGUGCACCUGGCUGUGGACACUCUGCUACGCGAUCAACGUACGAAGGCAGCUGGGCGGUGCACGGUACGCGCUGCGCACGUAUCACUACUACGUGUGGAGCAUAUCGGCGCUUUUAACCGGCGUCGGAUUGACGGUGCUUUAUGUGCCAGAUGCGGAUUGCCACAACGUGCACGACAUGACGACGGCGUACAUGCGCAUCCUGCCAAAUUAUGUGAUGACUUACGGACCAAUGAUAGCCGUGAUGGUCGCGAACCCGGUCAUCUACUACCAGGCAUCGCGGGAAGUCGACCGACAGCUGGUGGCACGUUUUAGCCAAAUGUCCAACACCGAACGGGACCUGAUGACGAAGUUUAAGCUCAAGUUUUCCCUCAUAAAUCUCGUGUUUUACGUAUGCUGGUUGCCGAAUCUUGUGAACGGUAUCGUGCUGUGGACCAUGUGGUUCAAUCUGCCCUUUUCGCUGGUCAUCAGUGUGUGGUACAUAAUGGCCAUUACGAAUCCUCUGCAGGCAUUCUUUAAUUCGCUCGUCUACCAGAAAUGGAACUGUCGGUGGCGAUUCCGCCGUCAGGGUAGUAGUACCGAUUCCAGUGCAGAACUUCGACGACGCAACCGUACGUCCAUGGUGCACAACGAAGGAACACCAUUGUUGCAGGCUAAAAUGGAAUCACCGUCCGCCUCAACCUUACACCUGAACCAACAGUCGGUUGAACUGAUUCCGAAACCGACCCGGAGCAUCAAUUCUUGCUCGCUCGUAUGACGCCGGGUGUGUUACUUAAUGUGUCGUGUUGGACAUAACACGGGCGCUAGGACAAAUUUGGUUUACUACGCAUCUAGCGAAAGGAAUAGGGGGCUCAAGCAUCUUCUUUGGCGGAGAUGGUUGCUACGGGAAGGUAUCUUCACGCUGGAGUCGUUUGAUCUAACCUCGGCAGAUAAGGGAGACACGUCCAGAGGGGAUCUAUCAUUUGGAGACAUCAGGAUGUUUUAUCUCAAGGAGCUAUUCUAGUUCUAAGGUUGGAAGAUAAACAGAAGACACUACUACUAAGUAACCUAUUGAUAACAGCGCUCGUUUUGCAGUAGAUUCAGUUAUAAGUUAUCGGUAGAACCGAACAUCUACGGUCAAUGGUCGUUAGCUCAAGUUAGUGGAUAUAAUGGUCGAGAACCAAAAAAAGCACACUUAAACAACAUGCAAUGAAACCAAAUAAAGACAUGUUUUUUUUUACUUCUCUAAACUCUAGAAAGUUUAUUAUAGUUCUACUGCCAUUAUAUCGGUGUGUCUAGCUUAAAAUAUACACAAUUUUCUUGAUUACUUUUGCACUCCUUUGAUGAUAAGAAUCAACCGAACGAUUGCCUCUUUCACG